UCCACCCUCCUUGACUGGCUGGGCUUGUUAGAGCUCACGCCCGUACCUGUUGGUUUACUGAGACACCUGUCAGCAACGAAAGACAUUUCUUUUUCUCACACCGGCCACACUCAGCUGUGUGGACAUCGCCUUGUUGGACAUUAGGUUAGAACAGGCCGUCUGUAGGGGAAAGAACAGAGAUCCCACCAGGAGAAACAUGUCAAACGCUGGAGACCGAGCAGCUGUGCUUCGCACCACCAAAGUACGAACAAAGCUGAAGGGAGAUGGCAGCUGGCUGCAGCAAAGAAACGAACCCGAGCCUGAAACUCAGGAGGAGGAGAAGCCAUGGUUGGCAGAAGUUAGAGCCAGGCGACUGAACGGAGCUCCCAUUGAAACAAGUCCAGUGUCUUCACCAGUAAAAUCCACCCCCCCACCAGUAAACUCUGACAGCGAGAGUAAACCGGCAACACAAGGAUACCUCAUCAGGGGUGUUUUUACUAAACUAGACAAGCCUGUUUCAACUGCGCCCUCUAAUGGCACCAGCAAACCGAAAAUUUUCACUAAAAAGCCCUCAGAGGCCUACAGGAAAAUAGCCCCUCAUAUAGUGAGAAACACCUCUGAAAACCCAGAAGGCCAGCUUAGUCCUGAAGAACAGGAGAAACGGACGGAGGCCGCCAUUAGUGUUAUGAAGCCAAAAGCAGCCAAACAGCGGUCCUACGUUCUGUCUGCUGCUAAACUAUACGAGGCUAAAGAGACAUCACCUGACACAUCUUUAACCACCAACAUUCCUUCAUUUGUGGCCAAAAGAGUGGAGGUUGUUGAUGAUGAAAGCGAAGGUGCUGUUACUCCAGCACCUGCCAACACAGAGGCACCCUCCCCUGCUGUUCCUCCCACAUCUGCUGCCUCUGCUCCUACACCCAAAGCCCGGACCGCAGUCAACAACACUGUGAAGAAAUCUGAUAUAAAUCAGGCUCUAAAUCCAAAGGCAACGGAGCCCAGUUCUGAGCCUGUGAAAAAAGAACCCCUUUCUCAGUCCGAGCAAGUUGGAGAUGAGGCAACAAACGCCGCUGGCCAGGCGCUCACUGACUUUGUCUCCACAGAACCACAACCUGAGGAUAAAACUCCACUGUUCAAACUUUUCCCUGCAUCAAAAACCUCCCCUGCCCAGAAUUCAGUUGGUUUAGAGUCUCCUGCCUCAACUGUCACAGAACCGCCAGUUCCAGUACCACGGUCAGCUCCUACUGCAGCUUCUCCUGCUCCUGUGGCACUGGUCCCUACAGACCCUGUGACUGAACUUUUGGUGAAGACUAAACCUGAACCUGAACCAGAGAAAGAACAAGAACCCCUAGAUAAAUUUGUAGCUGCAGUUGUUACUGAAGCAGAACCUGAAGUUGAACAAAAGCCUGAGCCAGAGGUUAAAGUUGAAGCUGAACAGAAGCAAGAACUAGAACCAGAGAAAGAACAAGAACCCCUAUAUAAAUUUGAAACUGCAGUUGUUUCUGAAGCAGAAACAGAACCUGAAGUUGAACAAAAGCCUGAGCCAGAGGUUAAAGUUGAAGCUGAACAGAAGCAAGAACCAGAACCAGAGGAGCAAUCAGAGCCCCAAGAUGAAACUCCAGCUGAAAUUGAACUAGAAGCUGUGUCAGCGGUUAAAGUUGAAACAGAAGUAGAGCCUGAACCAGAAUCUAGUCCAGAACUACAACUAGAGCCUGAGCCAUUUGCAGAACCAAGCUCCAGUUCUGACACGCUUGCUGCUUUGUCCGAUACCCUCCUUUCUUUGGACACAAAGAACAGCAGCACUGAUUACAACAAGCCAGAUCUGGCAGAGGAAGAAGGAGGCCCAGCGGACAGUCCCACCCCAGAGGACAGUGCUGAACAGGAGCCAACACUCAGAGAUAGCGAACCGAUAACAGGAGAUCUCCUGGGUUUCAGUGAUGGCCCUGAAGAACCAGCAGAGCCUGUUCCAUCCAGCCCGGGACGCUGGAGUCUGGAUCUGCUUGGCGGACUUGGCAGUGAGUCCAGUCCUGUGAAGACAUCUGAAACCCUGGAUCUUAUGGCAGAUGAUGUCAUUAUGGUGCACACAGAGGCACGGAGCCUCAGCAUGCCGCAGCAGGAGGAGGAGCAGACGGAUGAGACAGCCGUGGAAACACAAAGCCAAGAGGACCAUGGUGAUACAUCAAGCCCAGAUGUUACAACUACAGUCCCAGAAUCAAGCUCGGCUGAUCCGUUUGAUCCAUAUCCGAUGGGGACCGCAUCCCAUAACAGCCCCUCUGACCUGCUUGAGCCCAUCGCUGAUGUUUCCAUCAACAGCUCUGCAACACCAGAGGAGGAGACGAAAAGCACAAAUCCAGAAAUGACUUCACCUACAGCUAACAUUUCUCAGCGGUCCUGGAUGACCGAAUGGGAAAUCCUUCAGCAGACUAACACAGAGGAAAGUCAAGAACCGGAGAAAGAGGACCAGGCAGAAAAUCAAGAGACACUGAUCAUGUUUGAAAAGAAAUCCUCUGAGAAUGACUCACCAUGGGAUAGAUGGACAUCGCCCACUGUUUAUACCGUCUCGACAGGAGAGGAGGAUGAGGAGGAGGAGGAAGACAGCCCUGAGGAACCUCAGACAAUCACCGUUACCACUGUCAGGGAGAUACAAAAUGAGCCGGAGCCCGCUAUGGAUCAGUCAGCGAGGUACUCCACGGCUGCAGCAGAGGAGGAACGACGGGUUCCAACACCCGAAACGGAUACCAAAAAGCCUUUUGUGUAUGUGCGGGAAUAUGUCGAUUCCACCAGCGAGACGUCUGUGCUAAAUCCCAUGGACACCCUCAACAGUUGGUCAGAUGAUUAUUCAUCAAGAUACAGUCUUUCCAGCAGCUCUAGGGUCUCGCUGUCGUCCAACUGCACGUACUGCGGAAAUAAGGUGGGCAACGAGGCCAAGAUCACCAUCGAGCACCUAAGUAUAAACUGCCACCCUGAGUGCUUCAAGUGUGGUGUGUGUAGUAGACCCAUGGGAGACCUUCUUGCCAACAUGUUCCUGCACAACAGGAAGGUCCACUGCGAGAGCUGCUACGCCGCCGUCGUUUAAUCCUUCGAGCUUUUCAUCACUUCCUUAUCCUCGCACCCCUUUCUUCAUGUUAAUAUUCAUAAGUUGGGAAUCAUCUCAAGUUUGCACGAAUAUAUUUCAUAAUAACACAUCUGUAAGUCAUUAAACAUUAGAAACAAUCCAUUAUUUAGGGGGAGAAACGUGUUUGUGUGUCAGUUUAUAAUGAAGGAUGUGUUUUUUAUGCGUUUCUUUUUUAAUGUUUGGACUCAGGUUGUCAUGUGCUUGAAUACUAAUUCAACAACAGAAGAUGCACUGUUAAAAAACAUUCAUUUAUUUGACUUUUCUUCAUACAAAAUAGUUGAUAUGUACAAUAAAUUGCUAGCAAAAUAAAAUGCUUUACAAAA
This is a messenger RNA of Cyprinodon tularosa, 3414 nucleotides long. RefSeq names its product zinc finger protein 185 with LIM domain (gene znf185). Lineage: Eukaryota; Metazoa; Chordata; Actinopteri; Cyprinodontiformes; Cyprinodontidae. The coding region runs from base 197 to 3052 and encodes 951 amino acids. The transcript has 32 exons. The record is from RefSeq and is a predicted model, not a curated record.